Messenger RNA from Tachysurus fulvidraco (yellow catfish), 3244 nucleotides. It is a transcript of the gene cap2, whose product is annotated as cyclase associated actin cytoskeleton regulatory protein 2. The transcript is spliced from 13 exons. The record is from RefSeq and is a predicted model, not a curated record. Gene Ontology annotation, biological process: cytoskeleton organization; regulation of adenylate cyclase activity; cell morphogenesis. NCBI's taxonomy places the organism in Eukaryota, Metazoa, Chordata, Actinopteri, Siluriformes, Bagridae. Gene Ontology annotation, molecular function: adenylate cyclase binding; actin binding. Bases 312 to 1721 code for a protein of 469 amino acids. Gene Ontology annotation, cellular component: cytoplasm.
GUGUGUGUGUAUAAAGCAUUUUUAUUAUUUAAGCAUUUCAUAAACUACAUUUUACUGUAUGCAGUAACAACCAAAUAAUGACGGCACCACUGCGUGCUGUGGACUCAGUGUUCAGUGGUGCAGUAUGCGCAUUUUGGACAGAUCCACCAUCACUGAUGUCGCUUUAUUAGGAGAUCCCGGAAGUGUAAAGACUGCUGCGCAAUUGGGCCACAGGGAGGCUGGGAGCUGUAGCGCAAUUCGGACAGGAGCCGAAUAAGAGAUUCGGGAGCAACCAAUUUAAAGGAGAUCCAGCUAAAGGCUCGUCACUCGCUAUGGAAGCUCUAGUUGAUCGUCUGGAACACGCUGUGAAUCGACUCGAGGUGGUUUCAGACAAGCUUCGGGGUUGCUCUGGGAACUUGUCCAAUGGCGAGAUGAACGGAUAUCAUGGUGAAUCCCAGUGCAUGGAUGCAUUUGACAAUUUACUGAGAGGGCCUCUGUCGGAAUACUUGAAGAAUAGCCGGACUAUUGGAGGAGAUGUGGCAAAACAUGCUGAGAUGGUACACAGUGCCCUGCUGGCACAGAAGACUUUCCUCAAACUGGUCAUCACACACCAGGAGCCUUCACAGACAGAGCUGGCAGACCUCCUCAGGCCCAUCUCAGAGCAGAUUGAGCAGAUCCAGAACUUCAGAGAGAAGAACCGCGGCAGUCGUCUGUUUAACCACCUGUCUGCUGUCAGCGAGAGCAUUCCUGCCCUGGGAUGGGUGGCAGUGAAUCAGAAACCGGGGCCCUAUGUGAAGGAGAUGAACGAUGCUGCUAUAUUCUACACCAACAGAGUCCUGAAAGACUACAAAGACAUCGACCCUUGCCAUGUGGAGUGGGUUCGCUCCUACCUGAGUAUCUGGACUGAACUGCAGGCUUUUAUUAAACAGCACCACACCACUGGACUCGUCUGGAGCAAGACCGGUCCAAUAGCUCCAUCAUCCAUGCUCGUAGCUGAACCUGCUACUCCCUGCCCUCCACCUCCACCUCCGCCUCCACCUGCGAUCACAGACGAUGAUCCAAAGCCUGACCAAGGUGCAGCUCAGCGUUCAGCUCUGUUCGCCCAGCUUAACCAGGGAGAGAACAUUACUAAAGGAUUGAAGCAUGUAUGUGAUGAGCAGAAGACCCAUAAGAACCCUGCUCUUCGCUCUCAUGGUGGGACAAGCAAGGAUUCUUCUUCAAAAGGCACAGCUCCCAGCUCCUCUACUCCUACACCAGCUAAGAAAACAUCUCCAGUCCUGGAACUGGAGGGCAAGAAGUGGAGAGUGGAGCAUCAGGAACAGGUACAUGAUCUGGUAAUAGAUGAAACAGAGCUGAAACAGGUGGUUUAUGUCUUCAGCUGCAACAACUCCACGCUUCAGAUUAAAGGCAAAGUCAACUCCAUCAUAGUGGACAACUGCAAGAAGCUUGGCCUUGUGUUUGAGAAUGUGGUUGGCAUUUUUGAAAUCAUCAACUCCAGAGACAUCCGGCUCCAGGUAUUGGGCAAAGUGCCCACCAUUUCCAUCAAUAAGACAGAGGGAUGCCACGUCUACCUGAAUAAGGAGUCUCUAAACUGUGAGAUUAUCAGUGCCAAGAGCUCAGAAAUGAACAUUCUGGUUCCUCAGGAAGAUGAUGACUAUAGAGAGUUUCCUGUGCCGGAGCAGUUUAAGACCGUUUGGGACGGGUCCAAACUGGUGACGGAGCCAACUGAGAUUGCAGGCUGAUUGACAUUCAUUUUCACUUCUACUGUAUAUCUCUGCUGGUAGCCUCCAUUACCUGUAUCUAUCACUGUACUCUCAGCACACAACCUUUUAUAUGCCUAAAUUAUAGCUAUUGACAAUUUAGUGUAAGAAUAGAGCUUGUCUCCAUGCUAGAAAUUUAUGAUGAAGGUUCAGAUUUAACCACAAUAAUAACCACAAUUUUUUUAUUGUUUUUUUUUUCCUUUUACCAAUUUCAGGAAUAUGUAUUUAUUAAUUGCAUUAAAUCUGCCCUAGUUUAGGAUGUCAUCCCUGACUAAAAGCCUAAAUCUAUUCAAAUUAGUCCAGCACUAAGAUCACUGGUGAUAACGACGAAAACUACUUUUUUUAAGGCACUUUUAAAUCUCAUGAAUCAGUUCUAUCCGUUAUGUGUUUUUCUGUUACAUGUAUUUCUAAACUUGUUUUUGGUUUUAAGUAAUAAGAAGCUUGAGAUUUUAAAACAAGUUUUAGCAAGACAGAAGCGAAAAAAAUUUAAUAUAAACUUGGUGGAUGUGAGUAUCUGGCACUUGGUGUGCAAACAAAUGUGUGCCUCAAGGAUAACUUUUUUAAUCUUUUUUUUUAAUUUAGCAAUUAUUUCUAGUCUACCAGGUAUUUUGCUUAUUUUUUGGUAUCAGCCACAGUGUGUUUCAUUAAAUGGUUUACGCAAUAAUGUACAGUCAACCUGUGCCAUCAUGGACAUACACCGAAAUAACAUUACUACACACACACACACACAUAACCAGAUAUUUAUCUCUUGAUGAUAUCAUCUGCAUAUUGUAACCACUGUAUCUUGCUGUUUCAAGUAUAUCAACAGUAUUUAAGAUUUCUCUAGGGUUUAUUUCUUUGGUGAUGCUUCAAUCCAAGCUGAAGUAUACAAUCCACACACAGAGCUGACAUAUAAAGACACAACAAAUGAUCUCUUACCGUAUGGGAUUUGAACUCAUAGUAAGGGUCAGAGUCAAGAGUCACUUUAAUCAUUUUACCUCUUAAUUUCACACAGGAGAGGUGCGCAAAUCUAUGUCCUUAAUAUGGCUAUUAAGUAAAAUCUUAAAUGCAUCAUCUGAAGCCACAGAAUUUUUUUAUAUUGUUCCUUGUUGUUAAUAGGGGCCAUUCUACCUUUGUGUUGUACUGUUUGUGAAAUCCUCUACGGUCAAUAUAUUUAAAGGGAUUGUUUUCACCGUGUUUUUCACAUAAGCUGUGAUGGUGUGUAACAGAUCACAUAAAUUCACCCAAGAGAUAGGACAAGUACAGGAAAGCAUUUUGUAGACUGACUUCACCAGUAUGAAGCCUAGGCCUGGAGAACUUGUAGAACUUUAGCUGCUCUGCAUUAAAAAAGCUAAAUGUACGUAACCGUUUGUUAAAACCAAGGUAACUAUUAUUAGGAAUAAGAACUAAUCUGUUCAAUGUAAAAAUGUUCAAUGUUCUGCACACCACUCAAAUAAACACUGUUUUAAGAGAAAGAAGACAGCAUGUUUUCACACUAGUCCUACAAAUAAAACAUUAUGAAUCUC